GUUUAUGCCAUGUUAAGCCUAUAAACAUUUCAUGUGCUAUAGGUUUAAGAGUUUAUUAGAAAGAAUAAAAAAUCGAAAGACUGCAUUAAAAAAGAUUACAGAAUUAGGUUUGUUAACAUGGCGCUAUCAUUAUUUCAAUUCGCGCAACUUAUAUAUAAUAAAGAAGAACUAACAGAGUUUUUAAUUCAACACGGUAUCUUAGCAAAUACUAUCAAGUGUAGUUCAUGUGGUAAAGAUGUAAAUAUUAAUAAAGAAACGCUUAUGUAUCGAUGUAGGAAACGAUAUAUGAUUAAAAACAAACACAAAAAAAAAAUUAGCAAGCAAUGCAACUUUAAAAAAAAUGCUAAAUUAGGCACGUGGUUCAAUAAUGGUCAGCUUGAUAUAGCUACUGUAUGUAAAAUUAUUAGUUGUUUUCUAUUGUUACCACAACCACGUGAAAAGGACACACAAGAGGAAACAGGAGCGUUGCAAAUCAUAGUUAUUGAUUGGUUCUAUUUUUGUAGAGAGGUCUGUGUGUUCUGGGCUGAUAAAAAUAGUAAGAAGCUCGGCGGCCCGGGAAAAGUGGUAGAACUGGAAGAAGCAAAAAUUGGACGACAAAAAUAUAAUCGUGGUCGCUUUGUAAAAGGCGAAUGGAUUUUUGCAGGCUAUGAGCAUGAAUCAAAGAAGAUUUUUAUCACCUCUGUAAAAAAUCGAACAGAGGAAACACUCCUUGCAUGUAUUAAGGAGUGGAUACUGCCAGGCACAACCAUUGUCUCAGAUUGUUGGAAGUCUUACAAUUGCUUAAACAACGAAGGCUUCCAACAUCUGAGAGUUAAUUACUCCUACAACUUUGUUGAUCCUCAAACUAGUAUAAAUGUUCAACACAUGGAAUGCGUUUGGAGAGAGGUUUGGGGAGAAAUCCCAACAUUUGAAACAAAAUCUAAAAACUUUGAGGGAUUUUUAGCUGAGUAUCUUUUUAAACGUGUCUACAAUCAAAUUGAACGUAUAGAAAUCUUCUUUGAUAUCAUUGCUGAAAUGUAUUCUCCGAUAGUCAGCUGUAAGGACGAGCUUGCAAUCAAUACCACUUUGAAUUCUGAUGAUCAGAAGCCAAAUACCAGUGCUGCUUAAAGAUAUGUUUUAUGUAUUUGUUUUUAACAAGGUUUUGUACAUCAAUACAUUAAUAUUUCUUUCUUGAUAUAUCCAUCAUUACAUUUAUUAUAUGUAAUUAUAUUCGUUAGGAUACCGUGCUUAAAAAAUCUGUCAGUAUUUGUGCAAUUAAAAUAUUUUUAAAA
This is a messenger RNA of Solenopsis invicta (red fire ant), 1271 nucleotides long. RefSeq lists its product as uncharacterized. NCBI's taxonomy places the organism in Eukaryota, Metazoa, Arthropoda, Insecta, Hymenoptera, Formicidae. The record is from RefSeq and is a predicted model, not a curated record. The transcript has 3 exons. Bases 118 to 1107 code for a protein of 329 amino acids.